This is a messenger RNA of Gryllus bimaculatus (two-spotted cricket), 4454 nucleotides long. The record is from the annotation of a GenBank genome assembly. NCBI's taxonomy places the organism in Eukaryota, Metazoa, Arthropoda, Insecta, Orthoptera, Gryllidae.
GGGUGCCAGCAAAAGCUCUAUAACGCGUUUGCUCCUCUUGAGUGCGCAGGUAUACUCUCUGGAUGCGCAGCCCAGAGAAUACUAGAACACUAAUAUAUAGCCGACACCGGAGAUGGCCAGCGUUACCAGUGUGACGAGAGUGGUCCAGUGAAAUUACAUUACGGGGUUGGAGGCAAAUGACAUUCGUGGUACAGUUUUUCAACAUACUAUUGAAAAGCGACAAUAUGUAAUCUGUUUUGUUUAUUUCCUAUUUCCUGUUAUCACAAAGACAAUUUGUGAAUAAAAUAGUGGAAUGAACGUCGCCAAUAUAUUAAAAAAAAAAAACACGAAAAAUUGCUUGAUUGAUCAUAGCAAUUUCUGAUAGUACCUUGAAAGUGAAAAAUAAAUGGUAAAUAUUCACUAUUUGGUUGAUACUGAUUUAGAGACACUGCAAUGGGAUUGCUCGCAUUUGGCGAAUAUCACACUCGACUGUGUGACCUUGAGUUCAUUAGUGAUGGUUAUUGAGUAAAUUGUGUGCGUCAUUGAAGGAACAGUCUUGUAAGCAUCCUUUUCGUGCCGGCGCCUGCAUCGGUUCUAUUGACGUAUCUUGAAGUAGAUCCAGGUUUGUUAACUAGGACGUGGCAUUUCAUGAACAGAAGGCAGUGCCGGGCCAUAUAUUUUUAGUUUUUCAUAAUCAACUUCAGUGAGGAUAAAAUCUUGAAGCUUCUUUUUUCCCCAGCACAAACCAAUAAUUUAUAAAUAGAGUUACAUAGUUCAAGUGUUUUCUUUCAUCUACAAAGAAGUAAACAACCUACAAAGGUGUGAUGUUUUUUUCUUAAAAUGGGAUAAUAUGAUAAACACAAUGACUGCGAGUUCAAAGUUUUGAAUGUAGAAUGAUCUGUGUCUGUAAGAAUUACAAUUGCAUGGACAUUAAAUGUUUGAUGAAUCAUUUAUUUUUCUUUUACUCCUUAUCUUCAGUGACGGUUCUUAGAUUAUUAAAUUACGUGUGGGAGCAUUAAAAUUGUAUUUAACUUUAAUUUCUUGAUUGAUACAUGAUGUUAGCUUUUAUUUAAUGUAAUGUCCUUGUUCAUAUCUUGUUUAGGAUAAAAAUGACAGCCUUGCUUUUUUAAAAAAAAAUUUAAGGAUUGAAAUUCCAGUUUCUUUUAGAUUUAUUGAACUCAGUUAAAUUGGGUGAAAUAGAAACACAUUUUUGGACAAAUUUUUGUGUGUGUAUAGAAACUUAAUUUACAUGAACAUAACAUGUUAAAAAAUAUUGUUAUCAUUGUGUAUAAUUUUUAUUUUAUAUGACCUGAAACUAAUUGCUUAUUUUGAAAUUUUAAAAAGUAAAAAGAUGGAUUUGUUUGAUUUAAACAAUUUUCUUGGAAAUCAGAAUCUUGGUAAUGUUAAGUAUUUUUUCAAAAUCUUGAAUGAAUGAUCUUGACAGGUGGUGGAGUGACAGAAUAGGAGAUGAGGCAGGGGUAGGUUGAAUGACAUAACAAGAUAGACAUGCUAGGUAAAAUCUUCUACCAAACACAUCACUUUAAUCAAGAUCGUGAUGGCAACAGAAAAUGAUGUUCGAACUAUUUGGAAAAUGGCUGAUGCUGUAUGUUUUGAUGUUGAUUCUACUGUCAUCCAAGAAGAAGCCAUAGAUGAAUUAGCAAAGUUUUGUGGCAAAGGUGAACAGGUUAAAAAAAUGACACAGGAAGCUAUGAAUGGAAACAUGGACUUCAGAGAAUCAUUUAGGAGACGUUUGGAAAUAAUACGUCCUCAGAUGUCUCAAAUAAGAGAUUUUAUUAAGACAAAACCUCCCAGACUAACUCCUGGAAUUAAGAAACUUGUUGAAGCUCUUCAUCAGAGAAGUGUUCCAGUAUACUUAAUAUCAGGAGGAUUAAGGGGAAUUAUCACACCAGUAGCACUGGAACUUAAUAUUCCUUUGCAAAAUAUAUAUGCCAACAGAUUAAAAUUCUAUUUUAAUGGAGAAUUUGCAGGAUUUGAUGAAAGUGAACCAACUUCCAGAAAUGGAGGUAAAGGAGAAGUUAUCAAGAUGCUUAAGACCAAAUAUGGCUAUUCCAAUGUUGUGUUGAUUGGAGAUGGAGCAACAGAUUUAGAAGCAUCACCACCUGCUGAGGCUUUUAUAGGGUAUGGAGGAAAUGUGAUUCGAGAGGAAGUUAAAUCUCGUUCAAAAUGGUUUAUCACAGAUUUUCAAGAAUUAAUAAAUGCUUUAUAAAUGGCAUAUAAUCAUUAGCUUCAGUAAUGACUGUGAUACAGAUACUAACGUUUAAAAAUGGCUUAUUGUUAGUUAAACAAAUAAAGUUCUUUAAUUUAUCCAUAUCUUUAUACAAAAAAAAAUUGUUUCAUAUUGUGUAAUGCUAAGAAUAUCAGUACUGAAAAAAGAUGUUUCAGGAGUAGUGCUGCAAAUAAUUAACAAAGGUGAAUAUUAUUAAAGAUUUUAUUUAUAAUUCUUUACAAUGUCAGUCUCAUUAGUAAUUGCAAUCUACACUCAUUUUUCACACCUAUUGCAUCUUACAAUAUUUGCAAUAUUAAACAUUCAUUCAAAGCUAUAUAAAUACAAAUGCAUUCUGAAUGCUUCUGUGUGUGUCAAAAUCUUCACUAGAAUACAAGUAACACAUUAAUGAACAAUGAAUCAGUGAAAUCCUUUUGGUUUUACCAAACAUUUAAAAUGUAAUGAUAAAACGUCAAAAGUGCUGAAGAUGGUAAAAAAAAUCAUAUUUCAGAACUUUGUUUUUUCAAUUGCAAAUUAUUUACAAUUCUUUAUACAAUACAUUAAAUUCAUGAACUGGAUUGGUAUUACUUUAGACUAGUGGUGCUCACCCCUGUCUACAGACCUGAGGUGAAAAUAAAAUGAUCCUCUUUACCCAAUGAAAUGUAAUUAAUUGAAUACUUAUUCAAGUGUAAACUUAACCCAUUGCAUCAAUUGACAAAAUUAUCAAAUAUGUUAUAGAGCAUACGAGACUUUUUACAUUCUAUUUCAUAUAUCACUGUUUUAAUGUAAAACAUUUAGGAGUAAAUAAUGAAUCAUUAAGUAAUGACUGAAAUAAGAUUUACCUAUUGUUUGAAGAAGAACACUUGUUAUUGAUGCAUAUGGAUAAAAUAGUAUACUAUAUUUUCCAUUAAAUUUAUAUGGUUGUACAAACCCAGUCCUUUCUAAUAUCACAAACCAAAAAUUAAUUACUUUUGAUUUCUUUCUUACAUAUCUUCAAUAUAAACAAUAAUUACUUUAAGUUGGCUAGUCCUAUCAGAUAAUUUCAAUUUGUGACGAAAAUUUAAAACAAAAUUUUUAAUAAUCAACAUGUAUAAUGUCAACCACUUCAAUCUAAAUACUUUUUAGAAUCCUAUAUUUAAAUGGUUUCUUCUUUAACAAUUUCAAAAAGCAUUUUCUCUAAUUUAUGGAAUUUUAUAAAAAUAGCUGAAUCCCAGUACUCUCUAUACUGUUUAAACUGCAAAGUGCUUAACAAAACAUUGAUACAAAUGGUCACACCUGGAAUAAACUUUCAAUCCUAUUUUCAAUACAUGCAAAAAAUAUUAAUUCUCCUUACUUCAAAAAUUGAUCUAAAAAUACAAAUAUUAGUAUAUAUUAUAUAAUUACAGAUAAAAGUUGGCUGUCUUAAUAUUCAAUCAUUAGAAUUUUUUUAAAUAUUUGUAUGAGAAUUGGAAGACUAUGAGCCAUGAAGAAUUGUAUAACUCCUCACAUUUUUCUUAUUUUGUGAUCUCUGGAAUAGACAUUUUAUAACUACACAGGUGUUAAUCAUUUUUAUGUUCAUCACGCCAAUCUUCAGUUUCAUGAAGGAGUAAUUGCGUCAAUUUAGUAUCACUUCGUCUUUUCAAAAAGUCGGUAUUAAGAACCCGUAAAAAUAGAACAGCGUUCAUAGCAAAAAGGGUUGGUAAUGCUGUAAUCCCAAAAAUAUAAGCAACAGUUGUCAGUUUGUGUCUGAGCUCAAAAACCCAUUUACAUAAAAUUCCAAUAGUCAUCAGUCUAAAAACUACAAAUGUUCCAACGUUAAGAGCACUAUUAAUUCGAUAAAGUCCAUUUUGUCGAUUUAUGUUUUGAAGAUGCAUUAGUUGGCGAGCAUGCAGAAAGACACUGUUCACUUCUACCAGUAGACCAAAUAUACAAAAUCCCAGUAAAGAUCGAGUACUUAUGGCAAGUCCAAAACACAGAAUAACCUGGAAAAUGUAAUUGUGUAUGUGUAUUCUUAUUCUCCAAAGAGAAAGUUCUAUCAAUACACACUUACAAGAAUGUGAUGGACCAUCAGUUCAUAGCUACUUCUUUUCCGAUGUCCAAGAACCAUGUCAAUAAGAUCGUAUGUAAAAUAGCCUGUGUAAAUGUAGUGCACAUAAUUAAUAGGAAAAAACUGUAAAAAAACUUUAUAUGUCAUGUGUUUACAUUUCAUACCUGCUGAAACAGAUAAAGCUGCAUGUGCUGAAUAUGCAUACUCUGAUAUAAGAUCUUGUCU